Trifolium pratense (red clover) is the source of this 381-nucleotide messenger RNA. RefSeq lists its product as uncharacterized. The transcript is spliced from 3 exons. Lineage: Eukaryota; Viridiplantae; Streptophyta; Magnoliopsida; Fabales; Fabaceae. The coding region runs from base 1 to 381 and encodes 126 amino acids. The record is from RefSeq and is a predicted model, not a curated record.
AUGGAAAUCUCCUCUGUUGCCUCCAGGGAGAAUGAAGAGAAUGUAGUUCGUAUUGAAAGUAAUGGUGUCCGAACACCUGUGGUAUUUAUGUGGGAACAAACUGUUUGUAAAUAUGAAGGCGAAGGAUAUGGAAUUCCAAAGCGUGUUGUAGACCAGUGUUUGCUGAAGGAUCAGAAGUUGAUAACAUUGAUUGAUGAGACAAAUAAUAAGUCAUAUGAAUGUGAUGUUGAGACUGUUAAUGGUGGACUUAAUGAGAAAUAUGUGGCUAAAGGAUGGUUCGAAUGUUUGGAAGAUAUGAGAUUGGAAGAUGGGGAUAAGUUGUUGUUCGUUGUUGAAAAUCCCCCAACAAAAAUGUAUGUUUAUCUUCUUGUAUGGGAUUGA